Molecule: messenger RNA, 303 nt
Organism: Penicillium waksmanii
Lineage: Eukaryota; Fungi; Ascomycota; Eurotiomycetes; Eurotiales; Aspergillaceae
Exons: 2
Coding region: 1-303 (100 amino acids)
Source: RefSeq, a predicted model, not a curated record
AUGAAGCUCUUCGCCGUAUUCGCAACGUUGGCAUUCUUGACCAACCGAGCCAUCGCCUUGGCCGAAGCCGACCCUGAUCCCAUUCCUGCGGCCAUACCUGAAGCCGAACCCGAGGCCGCAAUCCUCGAGCCGCGUGUUUGUGUCAAGAUCCGAGUGUGCCAUGACUUCAAUUUCAAGGGGGGCUGUUACAGUGAAUGCAAAGGGCCAGGAACGGGUCAUUCGAUUAGAAAGGAAUGGCAAACGAAUGCUGGUUCGUUCGCCGUUGAUACCGAAGGCUAUUCAUGCACUGUCGGCACGAUGUAA